AUGCCUCCGCCAUCUACAACGACGACGGCGACUAGUCACAAUGACACUCCGGCCUCACUGGCUCUGACUACUGCUCUCAUGAGCAAGCUGAAGCCUGCGAAGGUGUUCAAAACUGCCGUCGAGCCUCAUACGCCGCCUUCACCUGGUCAGGGUUCGCGUUCGCCCCAGGCACAGCAGGGCCCAAGGCACAUUACAGGACUGAGCUUUGAUGAUAGAGGAGACCAGGUAAUUACUGCUGGGGAAGAUGAGACAUUCCGGCUGUAUAGCUGCAAAUCCGGCAAGCGAGUGAAAAUUCUGUACUCCAAGAAGUAUGGAGUAGACCUCCCCCGAUUCACGCAUAAAAACACUGCGAUCCUGCAUGCCUCCACGAAGGAGGAUGAUACCGUCCGCUACCAUUCCCUACACGACAAUAAGUACCUACAGUACUUCAAGGGUCACAAAGGACGCGUCAUCUCCCUCGAGAUGUCUCCAGUAGAUGACGGAUUCAUGUCCGGGUCGCUGGACAAGACCGUACGUCUGUGGGACCUCCGCUCACCGAAUUGUCGCGGAUUGCUCAACCUCCCCGCGUCACCUGUGGUCGCAUACGACGCGUCAGGGCUCGUGUUCGCUGUUGGAAUCAACCAAUACUCUCGUAUACUGCUCUACGACCAAGCUAACUUCGACAAGGCACCUUUCUUGACGAUCACUCUCGAGGAUCCCACUUUGUCCAAAGUCACCUUCCCGCCCCGCGCGAUCUACAUGACAUCUCUCGCCUUCUCGACAAACGGCAAAUAUCUCCUCGUCGGCUGUUCAGGCGACGCGCACUACCUUAUGGACGCGUUCGAAGGGCACUUGCUCGCGAAGCUCGUGGGACACGUGGGGCUUGAGCGCCGGCGACCGGAUGCACCUCUCUCCAUAGAGCCCCAGCGCGGUUGCAGUGGGGAGGAGGUAUCAUGGACUCCCGACAGCAGGUAUGUGCUGAGUGGAAGCGCAGACGGGAAGAUCGUCUUGUGGGACGUCUCAAUCCUGCCGGCGAAACAAGGCCCAAUCAACACGAAGGCGGAGCCGCUCGUCAUUCCUCCCGCCGCGGUGUUAGAGGGACACCCCGGUCCAUCGAGAUGCGUGAAGUUCAAUCCAAGAUUGGCAAUGAUGGCUUCGGCAGGGGCAGAGCUUGCGUUCUGGCUGCCGGACCAGGCUGGAGAUCCGGAAGAGCUUGCAAAGGAGCUCCUAAAGAAAAAGUGAUCAUUCCUGGUUUGGGGGCCCCUUGCGGGUCAUUGUGUACGUUGUAGGUUCCAGUUCGAUCGCAGAAUAUCCAAUCGUCACCUCGCUAGUCUGUGUU
Messenger RNA from Dichomitus squalens LYAD-421 SS1, 1318 nucleotides. RefSeq names its product WD40 repeat-like protein. Lineage: Eukaryota; Fungi; Basidiomycota; Agaricomycetes; Polyporales; Polyporaceae. The transcript is spliced from 4 exons. Gene Ontology annotation, molecular function: protein binding; chromatin binding. Gene Ontology annotation, cellular component: Set1C/COMPASS complex. The record is from RefSeq and is a predicted model, not a curated record. The coding region runs from base 1 to 1221 and encodes 406 amino acids.